Molecule: messenger RNA, 3943 nt
Organism: Lonchura striata (white-rumped munia)
Lineage: Eukaryota; Metazoa; Chordata; Aves; Passeriformes; Estrildidae
Gene: RTEL1
Product: regulator of telomere elongation helicase 1
Biological process (GO): DNA repair; DNA recombination; telomeric loop disassembly
Cellular component (GO): nucleus
Molecular function (GO): DNA binding; ATP binding; DNA helicase activity
Source: RefSeq, a predicted model, not a curated record
GGGGACACGUGACAGCGGCGCGGGGAUUCCGAACGGCGCGGCGGGAGGCAGCUCAGGGAAGGAGCCAUGCCCAGGAUCACUCUGAACGGGAUCACGGUGGAUUUCCCCUUCCAGCCCUACCCAUGCCAGGAAGCCUACAUGGCCAAGGUGCUGGAAUGCCUGCAAAAGAAGGUAAAUGGCAUUUUGGAGAGCCCCACAGGCACAGGGAAGACCCUGUGCCUGCUGUGUUCCACCCUGGCCUGGCGGGAGCACUUCAAGGACACCAUCUCAGCCCGGAAAAUCGCGCAGCGCAUGAACGGGGUGGAGCUCUUUCCUGACAGACCACUGUCCUCCUGGGGCACUGCUGCCACAGAUGGAGAUGUCCCAACUUAUUACACUGACAUUCCAAAAAUAAUUUAUGCCUCCAGGACUCACUCCCAGCUUACACAGGUCAUUAAUGAGCUAAAGAACACAGUGUACAGGCCAAAGAUUUGUGUGCUGGGAUCCAGGGAGCAGCUCUGCAUCAAUCCUGAAGUGAAGCGACAGGAGGGCAACCACAUGCAGAUCUACAUGUGCAGAAUGAAAGUGAUGGCUCGUGCUUGUCAUUUCUAUAACAAUGUGGAAGAAAAGAGUACAGAGAAAGAACUGAUUGAAUCAAUCAUGGAUAUUGAAGACUUGGUUAAAAAUGGAAACAAGCACAGAGCUUGUCCUUAUUAUCUCUCUCGAAGCCUGAAGCAGCAAGCAGACAUUAUUUUUAUGCCUUACAACUAUUUGCUAGACUCAAAGAGCAGGAAAUCACACAACUUGGACCUGAAGGGGACUGUGGUGAUACUCGAUGAAGCUCACAAUGUGGAGAAGUUGUGUGAGGAGUCCUCUUCUUUUGAUUUGACUCCCUAUGAUUUGGCUUCAGCAAUGGAUGCAAUAAAUGUUGUCCUGGAGGAGCAAGCCAAAGUGGUUCAACAGAAUGAAAUCAAUGCUGAAUUCAACAUGGAAUUGGCCAGUUCAGGACUGAACAUGGAACUGGAAGAUAUAGCAAAGAUCAAGAAAAUUCUUCUUCAACUUGAAAGUGCUAUUGAUGCAGUAGAGCUGCCAGCAAAUGGCAAUGGAGUCACCAAAGAGGGAAGCUACAUCUUUGAUCUGUUUGCAGAGGCCCAAAUAACACUGCAGACCAAAUCCUCCCUCUUGGAGUCACUGGAGCAGAUUUUACAGUUUCUUUCAGGCCGUACUGGGAUAUUUGUCAAUACAUCUGGAUUGCAUAAGGUCUCAGAUAUUAUUCAGACAGUCUUCAGCAUGGAUCCCCCAGAAGGAGUCACAACAGGGUUCCUGCCACGUCAGGCAAUAUCUAAAUAUUACAAGGUACAUAUUCAUGUGGAUAAUGGUAAUCAGAAAAAGAAACAAAGGACAGAUCUCUGGAACUCAUCAUCUUCAAAAAGACAAGGGAAGACUUUAAGCUAUUGGUGUUUCAGCCCUGGGUACAGCAUGCAUGAGCUCGUUCGACAGGGAGUCAGGACAAUCAUCCUCACCAGUGGGACACUCUCCCCUCUCUCAUCAUUCACAAUGGAAAUGCAGAUCCCUUUUCCUGUUUGCCUGGAGAAUCCUCAUGUAAUUGAUAAACACCAGCUCUGGGUUGGGAUCAUUCCAAAGGGGCCUGAUGGAACUGUGCUUACUUCCACCUAUGAAAGAAGGUUUUCAGAGGAUUAUUUAUCUUCUCUGGGGAAAACAAUUGGUAACCUUGUGCGACUUGUGCCACAUGGGAUGUUGGUGUUCUUCCCAUCGUAUCCAGUCAUGGAUAAGAGCCUGGAGUACUGGAGAGAGCAUGAUUUUGCCAAAAGAAUAGAAGAAGUGAAGCCAAUGUUUGUGGAACCCAGGAACAAAGGAAGCUUUUCAGAGGUUAUUGAUGCCUAUUAUGAUAAAGUUGCCUGUCCUAAGUCGAAUGGAGCUGCUUUUUUGGCAGUGUGUCGAGGCAAGGCCAGUGAAGGCUUGGACUUUGCAGACAUAAAUGGACGAGGAGUCAUCAUAACUGGGCUUCCAUUUCCCCCUCGUAUGGAGCCCAGAGUAAUUUUAAAGAUGCAAUUCCUGGAUGAGAUGAGGAGAAGUGGUGCAGGUGCACAGUAUCUGUCUGGGCGUGAGUGGUACAGUCAGCAAGCGUCCCGGGCUGUCAACCAGGCCAUCGGCCGGGUCAUCAGGCACCGCCAGGACUACGGGGCCAUCUUCCUGUGUGACCACAGGUUCACAACUUGUGAUGUCAGAGGCAAAUUGCCUUCAUGGGUCCGUCCCUACGUGAACGUUUAUGACAACUUUGGGCAUGCGGUCAGAAGUGUCUCCCUCUUCUUCCGUGUCGCUCAAGAAAUUAUGCCCCCACCCCUGCCUCAGUGCCCUCCUGGACGUGCUGGUUCCCUAAGUGAAAGCAAUGCGGCACCAUCUACUUCAUCUGAGCAGAGCCUCUCCCUGCAAAAAGCUAAAAACCUGGAUGACCAUGUUCCAAGUUUGAAGAGGAAAAGGAAAGGAAAUGGAGAUGGAGCACCCAGCCUGUGUGUGGAAUAUGAACAGGAGUUUGUCUCACCCCGAAGAAAAUGUGUUGGGCUCUUGGAUGCCUUGGAACGCAGUGAGAAGAGCAGUGAAGAUGCAGAGGAGGAAACUGAUUUGCUAGGAGAGGAAAAGGCACAUCGUCUGUCCACACUUUCCCUUCAAUAUGAGAAGAGAUUAACAGAUGAGCAGAAAGGAGGAAGGAAGAAAAUAAAGCUAAUCAGCAAUACACAGGAGCGGAGCGCGGAGCCGGCGGAGCCCAAGAAGGCGCGAGCCACGUUUUACAUCGCCACCGUGAAGGACACCCUGAGCCAGCAGAACUAUGAGCUCUUCUCCAAGGCUCUGCAGCAGUACAAGAAGACAGAUGACUUCCAUGCCAUGCUGUCCCAGAUGAGCUCCCUCUUUGUAGAGGAUGUAAAAAAGCACGUCUUGCUGCGAGAUUUUUACCAGUUUGUUCGACCCCAGCAUAAAAAGCAGUUUGAUGAAGCGUGCUGCAAUCUGACUGGAGUGGGCUGUGGCUACAAACCUGAGCACAGCCUCCCACGUGAGGAGAGGGAGAUGCUGGCCAAGAGAAUGGAAGAAAAACAGAGCCAGCAGAAAAGUACAUUCUCCAAGGCCUCGUGUGCUCAGCUGAACCCUGGGCUCCACCUGAACCAAGGAGGAUCCCACUUGACAACAGGACUCAAUAGUGCAGGGCAGAAUGCCAGUGCAGCUCCAAGGAAAGAGGCUGAAAAGGCUCCAGGCUGCAGGAGAGAGCAUCACCAGGCCCUCAGGACUGCCUACCUCAGUGAUGUGCAGAGGGCUUUGGACAAAAGCAGCUACAGGCAGUUCUACGAGGCUCUGCUGGCUUACAAGAAGACAGAUAAUUACAAUGCGAUGGUGUCGGUGAUAGCAACCCUCACCACUGAGAGGCCACAGGACUUUCAUCUGCUACAAAGGUUUUACAUGUUUGUGCGUCCUCACCACAAAGAGCAGUUCAGAGAGCUGUGUAAGGAUUUGACUGGAAUGGUUUGUGGUGAUGGAGAGAAGCAACUGCAACAGCUGGAGCAAAGUGAAGGGAAGCCCCAGAGCUUGGAGAGCUGCACAAAAGGAAUCAGCCACUUACAAGACACAUCCACUUCUAGGAGUGGGGCACCAGAAAAAAUUCAGACUAAGAUUUCCUCCUUCUGCUUUAGCCAGAAAAGUGAACUUGAGUUGCCAAAGACUGAAGUGUCCAAAGAAACCAAUAAUGUGAGGGCACCCACAGACUCUGGAGUUGUGCCCAUCUUUCCCUUAGAGAUGGAGCCAGAGUGUGGUAGGUAGAGGAGAGGUUUGGGAUGUAAUUCUCUAAUACUUGGGAAUAAAGAUAAAUUACAGAAAUGAGGCUGAGACUGAUGGUGUAUGAAACCACUGGGUCCUGCCUGUGUUUGCUCAGGUGCAGUGAUUGGUGUGGUUUGCU